Molecule: messenger RNA, 1011 nt
Organism: Emiliania huxleyi CCMP1516
Lineage: Eukaryota; Haptophyta; Isochrysidales; Noelaerhabdaceae
Exons: 4
Coding region: 1-1011 (336 amino acids)
Source: RefSeq, a predicted model, not a curated record
AUGUGGCGCUUUCGGUGCGUCGCGACCGGCGUCGAGGUCGACGCGUCGCGCGAGCUCGAGCUGGGCCGGCGCCACGUCCUCUCGGACGACGCAUCGUCCAACGUCUCGCGCGUCCAGGUCGCGCUCGAAGGGAGCGACGCCGGCGUGGCUGUCGAGGGCCGUGGCCGCAAUGCAACGCUCUGGCGCCGCGACGGCGAAGUGGGCUGGCGGAAGCUGUGCGCGGGCCAGCGGGCAACGCUGCGCCACGGCGACAGCCUCGCGCUCGACGGCUCGGAGGCGAGCCGCCGCUCCGUCUUUGUGCUGCAGCAGAGGGAGCCCUCCGUGCUGCCCUCGCCCAAGCGGCCGCGCCCUUCGCCGCAGACGGAGCCGGCGGAGCGGCUCCCAUCGCCGCCGGCGGCAAGGGUACCACCAGCCUCCUCGCCGGGCGCGGACGGUUUCACCACCGCCGCCGCCGCCGUCGCCCCCGCCGCCCCUGCCGCCACCUCGGGCGGCGGCAAGUUGCCGCGGCCGGCCGGCGGCUCUCUCAAGGCGCUCACGAUCAAGCAGCCGUUUGCCUCUGCGAUCAUGGCGGGCGUCAAGCGGGUGGAGAACCGGAGCUGGGCGCCCAACCUGCCGCCCAGCGGGCUGUGGGUCGCAGUGCACGCCGCCGCCUCGUUCCACCCCUCGGGUCCGGAGCUCGACGCACUGCGGAGAUCGCCCGAGAUGCCCCCUGUCCUCUCCUCGGCAGUCGGCUCGAGGCUGGAGCAGUGCUUCGGAGUCAUGGACGAGGCGCUCGCGAAGGCGGUCGCCGCGAUGGCGCAGAAUCUGCGAGCCGCCCAGCGCGAGGCUGUCCCCACGACCGGCGUUGCCACAACUCUUGACGGUCUUUGUGGCGUGGGCGGCGCCCGGCUGCCGUGGGAGGAGGUCGCACGGGCACUCGCGCCGCUGUCUGCCGCGUCGAGCGACGAGUCCGCGCCCUUGACCUCCCGCGCCCCAGACCCUCCAACUUUAUGUGUCUUCGAAGAGGGUUAG